AUGCUUGAUAAAUAUGAUGCGCAUGAAAACCAUUGGUUGAAAUUGACUUUUGCGGUGAAAGAAAAAUGGGGAUGGCCUUAUGUUAGAUCAACAUGGGCUGCGGGAAUGAGUACCACACAACUUAGUGAAUCUUUUAAUGCUUUUUUGAAAGAUUACAUUCGUUCGGAUUUCAAAUUAAAUGAAUUCUUCAUGCAUUUCGAAAGGGUACUUUAUGAGAAACGAUACAAGGAGUUAGAAGCGGGCUAUGCUUUGUGCCAAAGGUUACCAAAGGUGAAAGCAACAAUAAGAAUGUUAAUUCAAAUGGGUAACGUCUACACAAAAAAGAUCUUUGAGGAAUUUCAAAAUGAGUACUUUCAAUCCAUUGAAUCAGACAUAGAAGCAAUUGAAUAUGGCGAAGCUAGUACCAUUUACACAGUUGUUGAUGUUGGUAACAAACAUGCAAGGAAAGUGAAGUUGGAGAGGGAUGGCUCUUUGGGUUGUAAUUGUACAAAGUUUGAAAGGGAAGGAAUCUUGUGUUCUCACUCAUUGAAGGUCAUUAGAGACAUAUUGAAGAUGAAAGAGGUUCCUCCACAAUACAUUCUGAAGAGGUGGACCAAACAAGCAAGAGCCGAAACUGCGCAGCACAUUAAGGAAAAUGACAUUCAAGUAGAUGUGAAAUUCCAACAAGCCUCGCAGUAUAAGACAUUGAUAACCGCAUUUAGAGCACUAGCAAGUAGAGCUGCUAAAACUGAAGAAACCUAUGAUUUGGCAAUUGCACAACUCACUACAUUAGGUGGAAAUGUUGAAUGCAAGUUAAGUGCUCAUUUUGCAAUUGAAAAUGAAGUACGUAAUGAGGAUGAACCCAAAGCGUUGAAGUGGAUUGCGAAGGUGACAAUCAUGUUGUGCAACCAAGAGGCUUGA
Messenger RNA from Camellia sinensis, 900 nucleotides. NCBI's taxonomy places the organism in Eukaryota, Viridiplantae, Streptophyta, Magnoliopsida, Ericales, Theaceae. The record is from RefSeq and is a predicted model, not a curated record.